This is a messenger RNA of Amoebophrya sp. A120, 162 nucleotides long. The record is from the annotation of a GenBank genome assembly. Lineage: Eukaryota; Dinophyceae; Syndiniales; Amoebophryaceae.
CGAAGCGAUGCAGAAACAAUCAAGGCGUGCACGAUAGACACUUCUCAGCAAGCACUGAAAUUAGACUCGCAACCGCUUGCAAGUAGCGGCGGACCUACACAGGAGCAGUUUCUGGGCGAGGUCACGUCAGAAGCGACUGUAAUUUCAAUCGGACACCCCUGG